Molecule: messenger RNA, 4176 nt
Organism: Diceros bicornis minor
Lineage: Eukaryota; Metazoa; Chordata; Mammalia; Perissodactyla; Rhinocerotidae
Gene: DACT2
Product: dishevelled binding antagonist of beta catenin 2
Exons: 4
Coding region: 1-2265 (754 amino acids)
Biological process (GO): negative regulation of nodal signaling pathway
Cellular component (GO): cytoplasm
Source: RefSeq, a predicted model, not a curated record
AUGUGGGCGCCCGGCGGCCCGCCGGGACCCGCGGGCUGGGACCGCCGCCGGGUGGGCGCCAGGCUGCGCGCCGCGCUCGCGGGGCUGCACGAGCUGCAGGGGCUGCGCGCUACGCAGCAGGCGCGCGUGCGGAGCGCCCUGGCCAUGCAGCCCCCGCCCGGGGCCGCCGCUCCCCGCGGCCCCCGCGCCCACGAGCUGCGGCUGGAGGCGGCGCUGGCGGCGCUGCAGGAGCAGUUGAACCGUUUAAGACGCCAGGACAUCGGCCUGAAAACCCACUUGGACCAGCUGGACCAGCAGAUCAGCGAGCUGCAGCUGGACGUGCGCAGAACCUCCAGCGAGGCCCCAGACAGCGACAGCAGGCCCAGCUCAGGCUUCUACGAGCUGAGCGAUGGCGGCUCCUGCUCCCUGUCCGCAUCCUGCACGUCUGUGUGCAGUGACCACACAUCCUCCUCCCUGAGCACUUUGCUGCCCGCUGCCCCCAAGGCCAGGCCCGGUGUGGGGGACUGCCGGCCCUGGUCAGCCGACGAGACCACCGUGUGUGGGGCCCUCCUGUCCACAUGGGGACCCCAGGCCACUGAGGAUGGUGCAUCCCGGCCCAGGCCGGUGUCUACAGGUGAUCUUGAGAGAGCCCUACUGGCUGAGGUGGGGCUCCAGAAAGCCAACGCAGACCCCAAGUCCACUUCUCUCCUCUGCCGUGGGAUGGACCUCCCGCCCCACUUGCUGGACCCCAAGUACCAGCGUGACCUGGUGUCCAAGGGUGGCAGGGAGGUGUACCUGUACCCCAGCCCCCUGCAUGCGGUUGCUUUGCAGAGCCCCCUCUUUGCUCUGACCAAGGAGACCCCGCAGAGUGACGGCCACUCACCCCCUAGUAAGGCCCCUCCCCGUCCCACAGGUCCAAGCUCCAUCCGGACUAGACCGGUCCUUGAGGCUGGCCCGGCCGGAGCCUAUAUAGACAGGCUGCUGCGACUGCGAGGCCGAGGGACCCCCCCAAGGGGCAGCUUGGGUAAGCAAGGACCCCCAAGACGUGAGGCAUCCCCAUCCCCGCAGGAGCUUGGUGGCCAGAGAGUGGACAGUGAGGACCGCCUGGAGAAGUCAAUCUGUGCCCCAGGAAGAGCAGAAGUGGGAGGGGUGGCUCAGAGGGGUGACACUAGCGGGGACAGCCUCCAGCAGCAGGGACCGACACACCUUGGGGGCACCCCGCACCCCAGCAGCCUUCCCGAGGAGGUACCCAAACCCUCCAGCAGAUGCGUCGGUGGGGAGAGCACCCAGGGCUCCCCUCGGCUGGGGUGUGGGAGGGCUAGGCAGCCGGCUCUUGGUGGCCGGAAGGGCGGGGCCUGGUCGCCCACUGGGGGAGCGGGCAGAGAGAGUCCCACUCUGGCCCCAGGGCCCUGUGGCCGCCCCCACUUUGUUGCCAGUGGAGCUGCCCCCACGGGGCUGAAAACAGGCAACCCCCAGACAAAGGCCGCAAAGAUCAAGAGAGGCGCCAGCGACAAGGCGCUGAGGUCUGGGAGGCAGCCGCCUUCGUGGGGCGCCCUCGCGGCACCCCAGCUGUCCCCCGAGUGGGGGGGCGCUCUCAGAAGGAGGCCCACCCUGGCCGGGGAGGCACCCGGCAGGGCCUGCUCCGAGGCCAGCCUCUACCCCGUGCCCUGCUUCGUCCCCCUGCUGGUGGCCCGCCGGGAGGGUCACCGGGCGUCGGCGCAGGCCUUGUUCCCCUUCGCAGCGGCCCCUCUGGUGGCGGCCGCCGGGGAGGCCAGGAGGAGGCAGCGCAGGUGGCAGUCCUCCGUGGAGAUCUCAGCCAGGGCGCGCGGGGCCAGCAUCCCCGACGCCGGCCUGGGGCCGCACAGGCCGGCGGCCAGGAGAGGGGGCGGCCCGCGGCCCGUGUGCGCCCGGGCCAGGCCCCAGCUGCCCCGCCAGGACGCCCUCGCCGGCAGCGAGUCGGACGGCUCCGAGCGCUCUGCCGAGUGCUCCUCCCUGCGCCCGUCCACCGUCGCGGAGAGCAGCGGGGACGAGGCCAGUGACCACACCGCCAACCGCUUCGGGGACGGGGAGUCCAGUGGCAGUGACUGGGAGGCCGGUGUGCGGGGCCGUGGGGGCGGCCUGGCCUGGCCUCGGGCGGCCCCCCAGCAGUCCCCGCGGGCCCCCGCCGGCUCCAGGCCGCCGCUGCCGCCCGUGCCCAAACUGUGUCGCGUCAAGGCCUCCAAGGCCCUGAAGAAAAAGAUCCGCAGGUUCCAGCCGGCCGCACUGAAGGUCAUGACCAUGGUGUGAGGCCCGCGGGGACGCGGCUGAGCGCGUCCCCGGGCAAAGCGACCCGUGUUCCAGGAGAAGCCUCCUCUUGAGGACCGGGGGCGCACAGGCACUAAGGGGCCUCUCCAUGGCCAAGGACGGGUCCGGCUCUGUUCAGCUGCUCAAUAUGCAGAUGUGGAUCUGUGUGUCCUGCCAAUUUGCUUCAUCUCCCAAGUCACCAUUUGAAGGGGUCCCCUCAGAGAUGACGAAGCAGGUCCCCUGAGGUCACUGUGACUCUGUGGGGUGCAUUGCCCCGCUCAACAGGGACAUUGAUAGAGAACUGGGAAAUUUCAGAUUGUAUAGGCCACUCCAGCCAACUUACAACUUUGUCAGCAUCUUCCCAGGACAGAGACGUCCCAGCCAGGCUUUCUCGGCGUCUGUGUUGUAAUCCUGGUGGUAGCUGACCCUGUCCUGGUCCCACUUGGGCUGGGCACUGUAGUCCCAGUCCUGUUAAACCAUUCCUCCCAAAAAGCGUCCUUGGAGACGGUUGCAGGACUGUGCUCUGGAAAUUGGGUUGGAAUGUGAACUCCCGUGUCAAGCCCUCACCGUGAAUCAACACCCUGAUGAUGCUGUGAUCUUCGAGAAUAUUCUUUCCCUUGUAACCUCCCUCUGCUCCUUUCCCGGCUGGCACACAGUAGGUGUUCAGGACACCCUCCUCCUUUCCCAUCUCGUAGGCGCUCUCUCACCCAAGGUGGGAAGAUGUAUUUCACGUGAGGACAGUCCAAACUCUGGUUCCAAUACACAGAAGUUGAGCAUAAAAGUGUUUUUGAAAAAAUACCUUUUUUGGUGUUUAUUUUUUAAAGAAAAUUUCUCUGAACAUUUCAAGGAGAAGAUCAGGUUUUCAGGGAAGCUGCUUGCUGACUAGCACAGUAUUUUCAAUUCAUAAGGCAGCUGUAUCCUGAAUCAGUCAAAACUUCUCCAAAACACUUCCCUGGGCCUGGUGGGCUGGGGAACGUCCACCCCGUGGUCCCUCAUGGGGGGGUCUGGACCCCCUCAGCCCCUGCCACAAUCUGCAGGGUUGGCAGGAACUUUUGAAGGAAAAUGAUAAGCAAACCAGCCAAAAUUUUAGUAGAUUCUAUACUGGGCGUUAGUUAGAUAUUCAUGUAACAAACAGCUAGUUUCAGAUACAGUUUAAAGAGCAUUUUGAAAAGCAGAUACGUUUUAAAAAGCAAUUAACAUUUUAGAACAAAGAAAUCUAAAUUGAUCUGUGGGAAGUGAGAGGCUAAGUUUUCUGAAAGUGAAGAUAGAGUGGAGGGGCUGCUCCCUGUAAAACCUCGAAAAUGCAGCCAUUUCUAAGGUCCCAGAGCUGACUUUGAAAUUCACGCAUUGCAUUGAGUCUGUGUGGAUAGAAUUCCCACUUGUGCUUCAUGGAAUCUGCUUACUAACAGAGGUGAAAGGGUCUUCUUGAGCUUUUUAAAAAACUGCGUUGAUAUUUGAAGAAAAAUUCAAACCCACCCAUGAUGGGGGUUUUAUUAUAAAAGGUAUUACACAGGGUAUUUUAUAAAAACGGUCUAAUUCUCAACCGUAUGGCACACGAGGCAAUGGAGCACUGGUUUUGCCAGGGCCUCUUAGCGGGUGAGGUCUCGAGACAGAUUCAGAGUUGAGGGUUCCAGCUUUCACCUCUGUCGAUACAGUUUUCACAGCGUGCAUCCCUAGCUGGCCGUUCUGCAGAAAUGGCCGUGAAAUUCCAUUUAUGUAGCACACUCGGCUCUAUUUGACCAUCUCUGGCCGUUGUUGGAGCUUUUCACAGCUAAGGGGCUUUGAAUGCAGUCUUUGGAAAGUGCAGACUUCCAUCCUUCAUGAUUAGGAACCCUGUCCUUGUCUCACAGGACUGGAAACUUAGCUGUGUCUCUCUUGCCAAGAUCGUGUGGAAUCAGCGCUGAAGGGGAUGCA